Molecule: messenger RNA, 332 nt
Organism: Lecanosticta acicola
Lineage: Eukaryota; Fungi; Ascomycota; Dothideomycetes; Mycosphaerellales; Mycosphaerellaceae
Source: the annotation of a GenBank genome assembly
AUGUCCACCCUCGGCAUGGCCGACCUCGGAAUAGCCAACGGUACCGACAUGAUUCGCAACGCAGGCAUGAUUGUCUCGCUAGAUCCCGAUAUUCCACUAAUAGCUGAUGUCGGUAUGUCGAUCCACCUGGUAGUAGCAAUGCUGUAGCUCGAUGAGACUGAUUCUCCACAGACACGGGCUAUGACGGCACCCUCGAUGUAGCCAUCACAGUCCACCAAUACGCCCGCGCAGGCGUCGCAGGCCUACACAACGAAGACCAAGGGGUUGUCAAACGCUGCGGCCAUCUCGCUGGCAAAACAACCAUCUCCCACGAAGAAUACGCCAAACCGUAG